Messenger RNA from Branchiostoma floridae (Florida lancelet), 987 nucleotides. Its product is annotated as membrane progestin receptor beta-like. The transcript is spliced from 2 exons. Gene Ontology annotation, cellular component: plasma membrane. The record is from RefSeq and is a predicted model, not a curated record. NCBI's taxonomy places the organism in Eukaryota, Metazoa, Chordata, Leptocardii, Amphioxiformes, Branchiostomatidae. The coding region runs from base 19 to 987 and encodes 322 amino acids. Gene Ontology annotation, molecular function: nuclear steroid receptor activity; steroid binding. Gene Ontology annotation, biological process: response to steroid hormone.
UCAAAGAGCCCGGCCACCAUGAGACGAUUCCUGACUGUCGACGAGGUUCCGGACGCACACAAGGAGCCGUUUGUCCUGACCGGAUACAGGCCCCCACACCGGCCAUGGCGCUAUUACCUGAUGAGUAUGUUCUCCAUGCACAACGAAACGAUGAGCGUCUGGACACACCUCAUCCCGAGUAUUUACGUGCUUUACGUGCUGAAGACGUAUUUCGGUGAGAAUCUUGCGUAUGGACUUCGUAACGAUUUGGACUACACCGGUGAUGUUUCUGCAAGACUGUUCCUUUACUACGGCACCAGCAACUUCACCCUCCAGUUCCUGAGCGCGUGCGCUCAUCUGUUGUGCUCGCGCUCUGUAGCUGCGCACCACGUCGCCUUCACCAUUGACUACAUGGGGAUUGCCUUUUACAUGUACAGCGUCACGCUUGCUCAGGGUUACAUCAGCAGUGAGCCUUCCUUUACCUACGCCGUGCACCCUUGGUUUCCUUGGGUGGCUCUCCUAAUUAAUUGUUUGUAUUUUGCGGCCAAUGCUCACUCGCAUGUAAGGUACAGGAGGGGGGACCCGGAAAGGGCUAUGCUUCAGCUAUGCUCGUUUAUCAUGAUGUAUCUGUUUGGUACGUUACCCAUAAUACAUCGCAUUCUAUCGGACGCGUACAACGGAAGCGUGGAUGACGUCACAUGGAUGUACGUACGUCACAUCCUGCUUCUCGCGACAGGAGGUUUCUUCCACGCGUCAGAGGUACCGCAGAGGUUUCUCCCCGGUAUGUGUGACGUCAUCGGCCACGGACAUCAGAUCUUCCAUGUUUUGGGUUCCGUCUCGGUGCUGACCGAGAUGAAGGCCGUAUUCGCCGACUUGCAGAACCGCCGCCAUCUUGAUCCAAUUCUUCCUACCGACCUAUCAGUUACGACCUAUUUCAUUGUUCUUUUUGCAUCGUAUGUCUACAUUGCUUACGUGUUCGUUCGUAAGGCUUUGUCACAAGGCAGUUGA